Messenger RNA from Ornithodoros turicata, 2029 nucleotides. RefSeq lists its product as uncharacterized. Lineage: Eukaryota; Metazoa; Arthropoda; Arachnida; Ixodida; Argasidae. Gene Ontology annotation, biological process: protein processing. The record is from RefSeq and is a predicted model, not a curated record. Gene Ontology annotation, cellular component: plasma membrane. The transcript has 5 exons. Gene Ontology annotation, molecular function: metalloendopeptidase activity. The coding region runs from base 221 to 1948 and encodes 575 amino acids.
GCGCCCGGGCCUCGGGCCCGGAAAAGUCGACCCGUGCUCGGCUCCAACUUAAACACCGUAUCGUUCCCCUUUGGAGCGAACAGUUAUCGCCAUCAUUGUCGUGAGAAAGAAGUAGUUCUCGUGGUGUUGGUACGCUCGGGUGAAGAAGAAGAAGCAGGAAGGAACACGGAGCUAAGACAGCCUCUCUCUGCGUCCACGAAAGAACUAGUUGCGCGGAAGCAUGGAUGAAUUAUCCGUAGUGCCCAAUUUGUCCUCGAUGUCCGGCUUAGGUGGGGGUACGCAAGAUGAGGGAGGUACCCUCACCUUUACGGAAGAAACUCCUGAGGAGCGUCGCGAGCGGAAGCGGCACUUUGUCCGUAUGGGUUCCGUGGUUAUCGUCGUGCUGCUCGUUUUGAACGUCCUGCUCCUUUAUAUCUACUUGACGUCCAAACCGAAAGUGAUGGUCAAGAGGCACACAGAAUAUUUUGGACACGUCCGCGGUCUUCACGGCGAGCAGCCUGCCUCGAAGCAGACACUACCUGCCGUUGUGGAGUGCGACAGUCCUGGCUGUCAGUGGCUGCAGCAAUACUUGCGAGGCAUACCCAGAAAAGUCGAACCCUGUCAAGAUUUCUACGCUCACGCGUGCGAUGGCGUCGACGUGGAUCUGAUGACACGAGGAGUUGUCAAGUUCAUGCAGGCGACCGGAGACGCCAUCCUUAGGAGUGCUGCACGCUACGAAGAACGGCAGCAUGCGUUAGUCUUUAAUAACUGCAUGCAAGCCAGGGACAUAAUGCCACGUGAUCUGUGGCGGAUUAAAGAUGACGAGCCUUGUACGCUGGCAUCCAAAGUCCCCUGGUACGCAGCUUCAUUCCUGAAAGAGGGCGGCAACGUCUCUGAUGACCUUCUGUGGAUGUUGAUCCACUCUCUGAGUCCCGGGUUGCGGGCUGCCCUCAAUCGACCUCCCGCAGAUCUCCCACGGCAGCAUCAUAUGGCUGGAGCCGGAUGGAUGUACAGUGCGGCUCGCCGAGUUAAACACGUUGCACGAUGCCACGCGGGCACAUCGGGCGAGGCUCAAUCUGGGGAGUUCUCCUACAGUGCCUUGUGGAUUCUAUUCUAUUUUUCACCAUUUCUGGGUGACGAGGGCGACGUCUUGAUGAAGCACGUGUUUCGUGCCACCCCAUUCCCUCGCCUUCAGAUCUGCCUCCGCAUCCUGGAGGACAACUUCCGGACGGCAACCGAGAAGGCUGCCUUCGCGGUCCUCACGGAUAUGUUUGACGACCCCAGAGGAACCGUGGGCCACGUCGUCUGGGAGGCUAAACAGGCAUCUAGGAGCAUGAUGGCUACAUUGUUGGGACAGUCAGUUGUGCACAGAGUAGACAUCCUCGAAUACCAGCUUCUGGGAUCUCCACGGAUAAGUAAAGCCACAGACUCCUCCUUGUUCUCUUCGCAGGUGGUGUAUUCACCAGAAUCCCACAGCUUGCUGAUUCCGCCAGCGUUGCUGGGCAAUAUGUUGAACGUCACAUCUGCCAUCGAGCCCGUCUUUAUCCCUUUGCUGGGCGACCCUAUACUUCGCGCCCUGUUCCAUGCGGCAUCCUCUUGGCUCGACCGUUCUCCUAUCGAGGACACAGCCGUCUGCUUGAGAGGACAGCUGGGCGGGAAUCCUGAGCUGAGCAGCGAGAUUGCUCUGCGGUUGUUCGCGUAUCCGUCAUUGUACCAGCUCUACAAACGCCGACUACAAGAGGAGAUCGGACCGGGAGUGAAAUUGUGCAGCGGCUACACCAACACGCAGUUGUACUUCGUGCUCUGGGCCUCGACACAAUGCGGGGAAUCGAGCUUAGCUGUUAAUGGGCCAUUUGCUAACAUCGGACGCUUCGCUCGUAGCUUUAGCUGUGUGCCCGGACACAAAAUGGUGGCGCCCAUGCGAUGCAGAGCAAAUGAGGCUCUCAUUUCAGCGGAUGUUGACGGAUGAAUAGGAGUUGCUCACCACUGCGCGGCCAUCCUUGCAUAACGAAGAGCGAUCUCCACGCGAAUAAAUACUUCGAUACUGUCA